This is a messenger RNA of Cyprinodon tularosa, 1217 nucleotides long. RefSeq names its product cathepsin L.1 (gene ctsl.1). Gene Ontology annotation, cellular component: lysosome. Lineage: Eukaryota; Metazoa; Chordata; Actinopteri; Cyprinodontiformes; Cyprinodontidae. Gene Ontology annotation, biological process: immune response. The transcript has 8 exons. The record is from RefSeq and is a predicted model, not a curated record. The coding region runs from base 1 to 1005 and encodes 334 amino acids. Gene Ontology annotation, molecular function: cysteine-type endopeptidase activity.
AUGAAGUUACUGCUUGUCGUUGCUGCUGCUCUGGCUGUGGCCAGCUGUGCCAGCAUCUCUCUUGAGGACCUCGAAUUUCAUGCCUGGAAGCUGAAGUUUGGAAGGUCUUACAGCUCUCCAUCAGAGGAGGCACAGCGUAAGGAAAUCUGGCUCAGCAACCGCAAACUGGUUCUGGUUCACAACAUCAUGGCAGAUCAGGGCAUCAAGUCAUAUCGUCUUGGCAUGACCUACUUCGCUGACAUGGAAAAUGAGGAAUACAAGCGCCUGAUUUCCCAGGGUUGCCUGCGCUCAUUCAAUGCCUCCAUGCCUCGCCAUGGCUCUGCUUUCCUCCGACUGCCUGAGGGCAAUGAUCUUCCCAACACCGUUGAUUGGAGGGACAAAGGAUAUGUUACCGAUAUCAAGGAUCAGAAAGCCUGCGGCUCCUGCUGGGCCUUCAGUGCUACCGGCUCUCUGGAGGGUCAGACCUUCAGGAAGACUGGGAAGCUGGUGUCUCUGAGUGAGCAGCAGUUGGUUGACUGCUCUGGUGACUAUGGCAACUAUGGAUGUAUGGGUGGCUUGAUGGAUAAUGCCUUCAAGUACAUCCAGGCAAAUGGUGGAAUAGACACAGAGGAUUCCUACCCCUAUGAGGCAGAGGAUGGACAGUGCCGUUAUAACCCUGACAACGUUGGAGCCACCUGCACAGGCUAUGUGGAUGUAAAGCAAGGCGAUGAAGAUGCCCUAAAGGAGGCUGUGGCCACCAUCGGACCAAUUUCUGUUGGCAUUGAUGCCUCUCAUUCAUCAUUCCAACUUUAUGAAUCAGGAUUGUAUGAUGAGGAGAGGUGCAGCAGCACUGAGCUGGAUCAUGGAGUGCUGGCUGUUGGUUAUGGCACUGAUAAUGGCCGUGACUAUUGGCUGGUUAAAAACAGCUGGGGUGUUGGAUGGGGAGACAAGGGAUACAUCAUGAUGACAAGGAACAAACACAACCAGUGCGGGAUCGCCACUGCAGCCAGCUAUCCACUAGUCUGAGCAGGUCCGGGACUUUACUCUCCGUGGGGAAAUGGUGCCAUGUAAUUUUCUGUAAUUCCUUUUUAAGAGCAACUUAGACACGUACUCUAAACCAAAUGUGUUUCUCUCUUCUCUGCAAUUUUCAGGGAAAGACAGUAGUUCUUUGCUCCGGUUUAUUGUUUAUGAGCAUUGUAAAUAAAUACAAAGAAAUAAAAUGUGUAAUUGGAUAUAAA